GAGCAGUUCCGGGGGUGGGCGCGGGUGCGGCGGCGCGGCCAUGGCCGCGCGGUCGGACCUAGAGCUUCGGCGGGAGCUGCAAGCCCUGGGUUUUGAGCCGGGGCCCAUCACCGACACCACCCGGGACGUCUACCUCAACAAGCUGCAGCGGCUACGGGGCGAGGCCCGGCUGCGCGCGAGGCCCGGCGUGGGGCUGCUGCGGUCCGAGAAGGCGCGCCCGGGCCUGGGCCUGGGGCCAGGGGCCGUCACCUCCUCCUCAUCCUGGGCGGGGAGCCGCCCGGGCAUCCACCACGCAACCGCCGGGGCUCGCAACGCGGCCGCCUGGCGUCUCAGCCGGGAGCGAGAGCAAGAGCGGGACAGCUCCGAGGAGGACGAGCCGCCCGCCCCGAGCCCCGGACCCGGACCCCGCCGCUGGUGGACCCCGGCUCCGACUUCGGCCUCGGCCCGCAGCCCGACUGCGCACUGGGGCUCCCAGGCCCGCAACCGUCCCCGGCCCGAGGUGGGGCGGCGGCUAGAGCGCUGGCUGUCUCGCAUCCUGUGCUGGGCCAGCCUGGCGCUGCUGGUCGUCUUCCUGGGCAUCCUGUGGGUGAAGAUGGGGGGACCCUCCCGGGCGCAGGAGGCGGAGGAGAACAUGAAGUUGUUGCCAGUGGACUGUGAAAGGAAAACAGAUGCGUUCUGCCAAGCCAAACAGAAGAAAGUUUUGCUGGAGGUACUCCAUGAGUUGUAUAACUUCUUGGCCAUACAAGCGGGUAAUUUUGAAUGUGGAAAUCCGGAGAAUCUAAAGAGUAAAUGCAUUCCUGUUAUUGAAGCACAGGAAUACAUUGCAAAUGUAACCGGCAGUUCAUCAGCAAGGUUUGAAGCUGCAUUGACCUGGAUACUGAGCAGUAACAAGGAUGUAGGAAUCUGGUUGAAAGGGGAAGACCCAUCUGAGUCAGUGACAACUGUGGACAAAGUAGUUUGCCUGGAGUCUGGCCGACCCCGAAUGGGCGUGGGUUGCCGUCUCAGUCGGGCCCUGCUGACAGCCAUUACCACUGUUCUCCUUUUCUUCUGGGGCUUGGCUUUUUUGUGGGGACUUCUGAUUCUUCUGAAAUAUCGGUGGCGGAAAUUAGAGGAAGAAGAACAAGCCAUGUAUGAGAUGGUGAAGAAAAUUAUAGCUGUAGUACAGGAUCAUUAUGUUGACUGGGAGCAGGACAUGGAACGAUAUCCAUAUGUGGGCAUUCUUCACGUGCGGGAUACCCUGAUCCCACCCCAGAGCCGGAGACGCAUGAAGCGGGUCUGGGACAGAGCAGUAGAAUUUCUUGCAUCCAAUGAAUCCCGGAUUCAGACAGAGUCUCACAGGGUUGCUGGAGAAGACAUGCUGGUGUGGAGAUGGACUAAGCCCUCUUACUUCUCUGACUCUGAACGCUAAAGUCUCCAGAGAGGGUCAGACAUUCUUGUUCAGCCUGUCCCUCGGGACUUUCUACCCUCGGCCCAACAGAGGGCUCUGCAGAUCUGCUGGUGCUGAAUUCACACUCAUGCCUUGACCUCCCAACUUUUUCCACCCAGGAAUUGCUCCCAUUUCUGAAGGUUAUGACCAGAAAUUUCUGAAAUGCUUAGCUUUUGAGGACUCUCUGGAUUUGCCUUGAGGGUUGGGGAGGAAACAAGUUGGGUCAUGUAGCUUAUCCUUUUUUUUGUUUGUUUUGGUUUUUUUUUUCAGCAAGUAGACCUUGCCUCCCUUUCCAGUUCAGUACUCCUCUUUUCUAAUAGGAAGUGAGAGAGCUGGGUUUCUCACACACGGAUGGAGGCUCACCAGCCUCACGUGCAGCCUGAGAUUUGGUGAAAUGCAGUCAGUACCUUCUCCCUGGCAGCCUGACAGUGCCUGCUGUCGCUCCCUGGUUGCACAGCCUCAGAGAAUUCACUCCUGGUGAAUUCACUCAGGGUGGUGGCUGAUGGGGGUUACAGCAAGGCCUUUAGGGGCUGCCUUGGGAGGCUGGCACAGUGUGCUGACAUGAGAAGAGAAGAGGCUGCUUCCUUAGGAAUCCGGCCUUCCUUUUCUGACAAGGGGAAGGAAGAAAAGAGGGGCCAGGAAACCUGAGGUGCAUCUGGGAAGCCCAGGCUAGGGCCCUGGGAUCUGUUGUGGGGCAUCACCGAGGGUGUGAGGGGGAGGCGCUAGCCAAUGCCCAUCCUGCAACAGAUCUGGAGGCAGUUAUGAGUGGAGCAAAUGUUUAGGCACUGGAACUCAAUAGGUUUAAAUUUUAAUACUUUCUUUCCUCACAAAGUUAGCUUUCCCAAGGUGGUGGCAUCCAUUCUGUGGUGGUUCUCAUUAGAAAUAAUCAUUUUGGGUCAGACUAGCGACUUCACCAGCACCAUCUCCCGACUGUAGAGGGAAUCCUUAUUCUGAGGGAUGACUGUGGCGAGGCCAAGGGUGUCUUCUGUGUUGUCAGACCAAUCUAUUCAGCCCCCAGGGCCGAGGCUUCCUCCACAACCUAGAAAUCUUUUUUCCAGGGAGGCUUCUGCACCUCCGUCCCCUGCUGGCCACAUCAAAGAGUUGCAGAGGCUCUGGCCUCCCCAUUCUGAGAUGGCAGAACUUCAUUACCUACCUCCUGCUGGCUCAUCAACUCUAUCAGAACAGAGAAGGAAGGCUCCAGAAACAGACCAGCAGGGGCUCUUAUUAGUUAAGUAGGAAAGAUCCCACACCAACUUGAAUCCUAUCCCCAUAUGUUCUCAUCUGUGGCAGGAAUGGGGUAUCAGAACAAAAAGAAAACCAACAGCUGUCUCAGAAAGACAUUAACCAGCUCUUUCUGAUCUUAGUGAUUUUUUUCUUAAUAAAAUUCCAGUAUCCCAUAUUUUAGCAAUACUGUUUCCUCUGACAUUUGUAUGAUCCAUGGUGCCUGUAAUCUUGAAUUCCAGCUCAAUUGUGUAGAAAUGUCUUUAUAAUCAGGCUCGAAAUGAACUUCAGCAUUGGCGACUAAAUUGCUGAAGGAAUAGCACUAUUUAUUAAAAACCAAUUUGUCUCUUU
Monodelphis domestica (gray short-tailed opossum) is the source of this 2998-nucleotide messenger RNA. It is a transcript of the gene LEMD2, whose product is annotated as LEM domain nuclear envelope protein 2. Gene Ontology annotation, biological process: nuclear envelope organization; negative regulation of BMP signaling pathway. Lineage: Eukaryota; Metazoa; Chordata; Mammalia; Didelphimorphia; Didelphidae. The record is from RefSeq and is a predicted model, not a curated record. Gene Ontology annotation, molecular function: chromatin DNA binding.